This is a messenger RNA of Cladocopium goreaui, 522 nucleotides long. The record is from the annotation of a GenBank genome assembly. Lineage: Eukaryota; Dinophyceae; Suessiales; Symbiodiniaceae.
AUGGUGAUCUCCAACUAUUUCAGGGCGAAGCAUGUUGGUACUUUGAACGCAGAGCGCAAGGGCAAGGUUCGCCCCACUGCAGUGUUCAGAACAUUUCGAAAUCUCUUUGGAGGCUUGGAUCGUCACGAUAGCGAAGACGACUUCCGGAGUGGCCAGGAGCCGCGGGGUUCACAGCUCCUCUCGGCCGUCGAGCGGCUCACAGUCAAGGACAACCGAUUCAUCAUUGAAGUGAGGGAUCAGAAGAAACCCCUGGAGCUUUUUCUGGACGACGCCAAGGAGUUCAAGCAGUGGACGCAAGCCUUUCAACAGGUUCUUGCAAAGAGCCUGGGAGCCAACUUUGUGAAAGGCCCUGACAGUGGCCACGCCAGUGCCAGUGUGAGUGGUACAACCACACCUGGAGUUGGGCAUGCGGUGCUCUGUGAAGGCGAGUUGAUGGUGAAGAAAAAAAACAAAGAGGAGCCCAGGUACUGUGUCCUGCGCACGGAUUACUUUCAGUGCUCCCUCCGAUUGGCAGCUGGGUGA